This is a messenger RNA of Chara braunii, 4596 nucleotides long. The record is from the annotation of a GenBank genome assembly. Lineage: Eukaryota; Viridiplantae; Streptophyta; Charophyceae; Charales; Characeae.
CUCAAACAAGAACUUUCCUAAUUGUAUCUGACCGUAAUUACGACCGAAACUGGAUGAAUCUGACUGCAAUCACGUCCAGAGCUUAGUAGGACAAAGUCGUAGUGUGAGUAUGCCCUAAGUGCAUCAGAGACACCCCUCUGGAGGUAGAUGCGAAGUGUGAUUAUCACAAAGGCUUCACUGCUUGCCGCACAGAGCCAGGAUCUUUGCCAGGUGGUGGAGCUGCUGCGCGUGAAUGUGAAUCAGGCGCGAAGUCUGCUCAUUCAUUAUCGGUGGAAUGUGGAGAGUCUGUCUGGGAGACUCGGGGAACUGGGUGUGGAUAAGGUAUUCCAAGAAGCGGGAAUUCCUUUGCGAACAGAGGAUGAUUCUGAUGCCGACACCCCCACCAUUGAUGCACCAUCCACUGCUGCGGCAAGUAAAGAUGGUCAUGUGUACUGCAAGAGUUGCAUGGAUGAGACAGCUAUUGAAGAAUCGACGACCAUGGAUUGUGGGCACAUAUUUUGCAACGACUGCUGGAUGCAGUACUUUUUGAUAAAGAUCAAGGAAGGGCAGAGUCGUCGCAUCACCUGCAUGGAUUUCAUUCGGCGCCCUGUCCAGUCUCGUGACAACUCUUCAAGCGGUGAUGACAAAGGUGGCGGAGUGGUGGAGACCGAAGAGGUAAAGUGCAAUGCCAUCUGUGACGAGGAGCACGUGCGGAGACUCGUUGGCGCUGUGGACAGGGACAUGUUGGAACGCUAUGAGCGGUCAUUGUUGGAGUCUUAUAUUGAAGACAAUAACAAAGUCAAAUGGUGCCCGAGCGUUCCACACUGUGGAAAUGCGAUACAAGUCGAUGGGGAGCCGUACUGCGAGCUGGAGUGUGUGUGUGGGCGUCGCUUCUGUUUCAACUGUCUUGCAGACCCUCACUCUCCGUCAUCGUGCUAUAUGUGGGCGCUGUGGGAGCGGAAAUGCAAAGAUGAAUCCGAAACACUUAAUUGGAUGCACGCAAACACCAAAACUUGCCCCAAGUGCCAAAAACCGGUAGAGAAAAACGGAGGGUGCAAUCUUGUUACCUGCGUCUGCGGUCAGGCCUUCUGCUGGCUAUGUGGGUGCCCGACUGGCCGUGAGCACACGUGGACAAACAUAGCAGGGCACAAUUGUGGCAGGUAUAAGGAUGAAAAGGAAGUGGAGGCGAAACGCGCGGAACGGGAUCUGAAACGGUACUUGCACUACCACAAUUUCUGGAAGGGACAUAUGGACUCUUUGAAGCUGGAGGAGAAACAGAAAGCAGUCGUGCACGAAAAGAUUGCAAAGCUGGAGGAGAGUGAAUCUAUGGUGAAAGAUUACACCUGGCUGACGAAUGCGUUACAGGUACUCUUUCGCACCCGGCGGGUGCUUGCAUACUCGUAUGUGUUUGCGUUUUACAUGUUUGGAAACGAUCUGUUCAAGGACGAGAUCACUCGUGAACAAAACAACAUCAAUCAGAAUCUGUUCGAAGAUCGUCAGAUGCAGCUUGAAGAGAGUGUGGAGUUGCUUUCCAAGCUUGUCAACUUCCCGAUUGAUUUACAUCCAGAUGAUAACCGGCUCCAGGCGGUGCGGAUGCAAGUUGUCAAUCUGGUUGCGAAGACCGAAACCCUGUGUAAUGGAAUGUAUGAGAUUGUGGAGAAGGACUUGCUGGGAUCUUUGCAGCACUCCUCCCACCAUAUUGCUCGCUACAAGCCAUAUGCGGCCGAACAGCUUGUACACGUGGCAAUUAGUAGCAGCUACCUUCAGGGUAGCGAGAACGGGGUGUCCUGUGGUAGUGGUAGUGUUGUUGAAGUGCCAGCUUUGUGCAUGUCAUUGACAGAGUCCCGUAGCGGACUUGCCGGGAAUGCCUCUGGGCCAUCUGCCAGAAAUGAGGAUGCAAACGUAGGGGCUGCUACAGGGAUAGGAGGAGGAGGAGGAGGAGGACAAGGACAAAGUUCCAGGGGGGUUGUGAUGCUAACUGAAGAAAAAGAGGACAAGGGUGGAGAAGUGGUCUUUGAAGCUGAGCUGCCUCGGAACGAAGAGGGCGAAAUGUACUCGAGAAAGGUGCAGGAAGAAAGCAGGGUGCGACGAGAGAGAGCUCUGAAGAGACCCGCAGCAGAAGUUCCAGAUGAUAAGAUGAGAAAUUGGGAGCCAGAUUCAAAAGCUGCGAGGCUGUCUUGUAGAGUGCCUUCGAACCCGCCAGUGAAUGCGCAGAGUGUUGCAGCUCUUCCUCUGGGAGAGAAAGACGCCUUGGAUUUUGGCAGGCUUCUCGGUGGGGGGAGAGGUUCAUCGCGGAGUGCUGCUGAUCUAGGGUUCAAAACUGCGAUGGACGCAUUUGGAUUUUACAGGGAGGCGGUGCCUAGGGAACAGCGAGAAGAUGGAGUGGCUCAGGGGGCUGCAGUCAUGGGCGUAGAGGACUGGAAUGCGGGAAGAAAAGGUGUGGGGGGUCUCCUGAUGCCUGGGAUGGGGGCCGGCAUGGCUAUGAGGGGGGGGGUAUCGAGUCAAGACAACAAUGGAGGGGGAGUGAUGAUAGGCGAACCGAGAGAGUGGACGGAACGGCGGGACAGGGCAAGAAGACGAGCAGCCCCCGAUGGGAUUGGGGAUGGAGGCGCUGCAGCCGCUCCUGAGGGGCAUGAUGUCCAUGACAGCGGGGGAGGAGUGGGGAAGGGGGUGCGAGGAGAGGCAGGGGCUAGGGGUUGGGGUGGUGCUGAGGACGGUGGCGGCUCUGGGCGAGGGUUGCUCCAGAGCGGGGGAGGAAUUCCGCAAUGCCCUGUGUGUAUGCUGUUUUUCGAGCAGUCAGCUACGAACGAUGAAAUCAACUCUCAUGUAGAUGAGGUGCUACGAUGCACAUUUGAUGAUCUGCAUGUCAUCUUUUCAGAAGCUCUGACAUCACUGCUUACUGAACCAUGUGUAGUUUCCGUCACUGUAAGUUUCUGUUAGACGUGUUGGAUAUGUCUGGCAUUCUGGACACGAAGCAUUAUCACCUCUGAUCUCUGGUUUUCAUUUUGUGAGCCUAUGUUUUUGUGUCCAUCUUUCCUUAUGGGAUGAGCGAGGGACUCGGUGCAUUUUGCCAGAUCAGUGUACACUUUUGGUUGGUGCUUAUGCCAGUUUCACACAGAAGGUGUGCUCACUGCUCAGCGCUCCCCUGUGUGACUUUGCCGGGGCAUUCAUUCAAUCUUUCGGCACUUUUCUGAAUCGACAACACAAUGUUUGUUGCGGAGAAAUUUGCUGAAAGACCACAACACUAUGCUCGAGUUUGUCUCCACGCCUUCGCCACCCGUGAAAUCGAUGAUGGGAAGCUGUGGUUGUUCUGCAUUCUAUUUGUGACCGCGCAUUGAAUUUUUUCCGCUCAGAAAGAGGUUUAUCUUGUUCACAAAAUGAUCCACACAGUGCUACUUCCUUGGCUUGUCUUGCAUGUAUAUUUAGUCUCUACUUGAUAUCCCAGACUUCACGACUGUCUCUCUGUGAACCGUGGGAACUGCAUCGUCAAGUAGUGAAGGUGUUGUGCGUAGCCCAUCCUUCAUACUGUGGAAAUGCUUUGCAUCUUCGUUUGCAGAGCAUGAUAUAUACCUCGAAAAGAUGGAGACAGACACCUACAAAGAGGUGUAUGCUGGGGACUUCUAGGUCUGUUCAGUUCAGGCAUCAGUAGGUACAAAAGUUUUCAUUGUGCUCACAAGCACGAGCGUAAGGACUGCUUGGACAGCAGAGAGAGAGAGAGAGAGAGAGAGAGAGAGAGGGCGUGCUUGGGAGCAAGUGGAUUAUGAAGGUGGUAGGUAUGCAGGUAGGGCAGGAAGGAGGGUGAGAGAGCAAGGACAAGAUGGAGGGCAAUGAGGUUGUGAUGGAGGGCAAGGAGCUAGUCUGUGAUCUCUGACAUGUUUCCAUGAGUUGCAUGUCCCCUUUCCCACCUCUACACCUGUUGAUCAGUUCGAAUUCCUCCCAUUUCUUCCCGCUGUCCUAUAUUGCACUCUCUUGCACUGUUCUAUGAACUCUCCGCCCGCCGUCCCACGCACUUUUACUGUGUUUUAUGAACUCUCCAUAGAUUUGAGACGUGGUAAUCAGCUUGUGCUGCUGUGGGUCCUGUGUCCGCAACUUCUCUAUAUCUAUAAUCUACGAUACUACCAGAGCGACCAGCGGUCCUUGCCACAGGACCAGCUGAUACGUGGAACCACACCGGGGGAGGUGCAGUCCUCGGUGGGACCGCUCGUCCGUCCAGCGAAGCGCUGGGCUUUUUUGGAUUAUUUUUGUAAAACCUAAUUCUUUCUAGCCCAACCAAUUGCAAUUACCUGUCUAAUCUGGACAGGACGGCCUCUCAGGCCUUUUUUUAUUGUCUGAGGAUUACGAGUCAGGCCUUUUUUUAUUGUCCUAGUAUUAUGAGGAACCCAGUGGCAGCCACACAUCUGUGCUCCCUGUAGCAGCCACAUCCGUGCUCGAGCCUCAAACGAGGGAACAUGUGGGAGCUGCACCCACCAGCAGGUCAUGUUCUCAUAUCAGGGUGUAGCCAUGAAAAGGAAGUAGUUGAGAUCUCGCAGUGGUGUGUAAAUCACCAGUACUUGGGCCAGUGUUGGGCCACAGGGCUUCCACAUUUGGGGGUAGCCCAAACAAACGCCUGUUCGCUGC